This is a messenger RNA of Achroia grisella, 1814 nucleotides long. RefSeq names its product D(3) dopamine receptor (gene mAChR-C). NCBI's taxonomy places the organism in Eukaryota, Metazoa, Arthropoda, Insecta, Lepidoptera, Pyralidae. The record is from RefSeq and is a predicted model, not a curated record. Bases 381 to 1595 code for a protein of 404 amino acids. The transcript is spliced from 5 exons. Gene Ontology annotation, molecular function: G protein-coupled receptor activity. Gene Ontology annotation, biological process: G protein-coupled receptor signaling pathway. Gene Ontology annotation, cellular component: membrane.
GUCGACGCGAGUGCUUGUCUCCCCCCGCGCUCAGAGCAACCCCACAUCGAUCCCUCGAAAGUUGUAAAAGUUUCAAGUGUUGUAUUAGUGUAUAUAUCCAUGUAGAAACUGUGUAUGAUGUAGCAUUGGUGUGAUGGUUGGUCGUUUUGGUGGGAAGUGGAUUAACGAGUUACCAAUGGCAGUGGCGAGGUGUUUGCAUCUGUGCAAGUGAAACUAGGACAAUGUGUCAACUGUCCAGGAAACAAAAGACUUUAAAUGUGCGCGCGGACAUAUCGCGGGUGACUAGUGAUGGUAAUAGUUAAGAUAAUGAGCGACUAAGUUCGACCACGACGUCGAAUUAUUCGGAGUGGGGGGCGCUGGCGACCGCAGCCAGCGAUGGUAUGGACGUUGUAUUUAGCAAUGAAAGCGAGGGGGGGUGGAACGAGACCGCGGAGAGGGCGAGUGAGGAUCUAUACAACUAUUGGGCAUGGAGCAUCAUCGACGGAGCAUUGAUGGUGCUCAUCAUCAGCGGAAAUACUCUCACGAUCCUAGCAGUGACCCUCAGUAGACGUUUGUCAUCGCUCGUGUCCAAUCAGUUCGUACUCAACUUGGCUAUAUCCGACCUAAUGGUGGGUUUGACGUUGCCGUACCACCUCGUCUUCUACUUGGAUCCAGAUUUCUGCAAGAUAAAGUGGUCGUGCUUGUUGAGAUUCAUAUUGAUAAUAUUGGCGUGCCUAGCCUCUAUAUACAAUAUCAUCGCGAUAGCUGUAGACAGGUACAUAGCUAUAGUACACCCGCUGCAUUACAGCCGGUACAUGACGAAAGUGGUGACCAGGCUGCUGAUGAGCGCCACCUGGUCUGUAGCGGUGUGUAUAAGCUGUAUACCGAUAUUCUGGAACGACUGGCACGACGGCGUGGCCUGCGAGAUGAAUUUGGUGGUACCUAAAGCGUAUACUACAAGCAUCCUGGCACCCAUGUUCUCGCUCAUUUGGAUGGUGAUGUUCAUCUUAUACUGGAGAAUUUGGCGCGAGGCGACCUGCCACGCGAGGAGGAUGAGAGCGAACACCUGCUGCCCAUCAGGAGGCAACGAUUGGAAGAGUAUACAGGUGGUGCUGUUAGUGCUGGGUUCCUUCUCCAUAUGCUGGAUGCCAUUCGUCGUGGUGGCGUGCGCGCAAACCGUACCGAUAAAACCGUUUCACAACCCUAUUGCGUAUCGAUUGACAUCCUCGCUGGCUAUGUCCAACUCCGGCAUCAACCCAUUGAUAUACGCAUGGAAGAACGCAGGAUUCCGUGCAGCUUUCGCUAAACUACUGCGGUGCAAACGACCAGACUCUUCGGAAUAUAGAGGAUCCCCGGCACCAGAGAGGAAAAGAUGUUCCGUCGCCCUUCGAGAAGGUUCUAUCACGCGGUCCAGCGCUCCAAGUGCACUGUCCAGUCUCGGGGGCCGACCUGCCAAGCUGCUGUACGUAGAACGAGAAACUGACACGUCGCGAUGUCGUAUCAUAGAAAAUGCAGGGUAUAUAGAUUCCGAUAGGGGAGAUUCCAACCCCUCGUACGCGCCAGACGGGCCCACCCCGGUACACCGACCGGUCCACCGCUCCCCAGAUGUAGUGUAGUGUUAUUUUCAAAAAAACGACACAGACGUUUUGUGGGAAAUGCGAAACGCUUCUAGUUUUUAAAAUUGUUAGUGACAGUAGGUACCCCAUUUGCAUUUAGGUACCUGUUAAAUUCUACGCUCAAGUUUUGAAGGCUUUAUUGUUGAAAUUUAUUGAGAGAUUCUAAUGCGUUCCCCGCCAUAAAGAAAUAUGGAUAAAUAAAAAAGUUCUAUGUCAAAU